CGAGCCGACCGAGUUUGCCAGGGAACGAUGUCCUUCGCAAUCGUGAGCCGCGCGUUCCAUGGAAAUGUUUGUUUUGCUCGACUCGUCGGCCGUUGAGACGAUUGUCGUCCGUCAACUUAACCUCUACGCCGUGAAUCUGCUGGUUCUACUCCGCGAGUCGCAGUCGUGGACGUCAUCCGCGUCGAGCUGCUUGACUCGAGAAUCCUCCAAAUCUUCCUUAUUCUGGAUUAUCAGGAAAUUUGUUCAGGAAUACGUGUGGAUACGUAAGAGAUGGCCGGCAAUAACGAGCUCUGGGUGCAGUGUUUCACGUGCUGCCUGACGCCACGGCCAACGAGGAACAACAGGCGGAACGGUGGCAGGCCGCAUCAGAGACUCAGGAUAGACCGGAGCAUGAUCGGUGUGCCCACGAAUUUCAGACACACAGCGCACAUCAGCAGUGGCGAUAUCGACAUGUCGAUCGCCCAGCUGGCCGACCUCCAGGCGCAAAUGCAGAGGAAGAGUGGUUUCGAUGCUGAUUUCAACGCCAAGGCAUGCUGAGAAUAGCUUCGUCAAUGUCACAGGAUAUUUAACACGAUAGCAACAGAACGAGAGAAGUUUACGAUGCAGCAGAAGGACGACUGAUAUUUUCUUUUUGAUAUCCAUGUUCCUUACUCGUCUAAUGGACGAGCGCAUUUCUUUUAUAUGAACAAGAUGCAUUUUGCAAAAUGCUCCGUUAGAGAAUCAAGACAAAUUUAUGUACACUGGACAAGUCUCUGACUUCCAUUUUGAACGGAAAAACUGCCAGAAGUAAUCAUGUUACAGCGUACAAAUAAUUACUUACGACUUUAUACCUCUAUAUUUUUGACUGGAGACGCAUUGCGUCUAAAAGCUUGAAAUAUUUUAUAAACGUAUUCUAUAAAUCAUGUGCCUUUUUGUCAGUGAUCUGACGUUCCGAGUGGAAAAAAAAUAUGUACACAAGAACGAGGAAUAGAUCGUUUUAUUUGUAAAAUUACUCGUAAGAUUUAGAAAACAUAACGUAGACGUGUAAUUAGAAUAUAAGUAAUCGUAUCACAUAAUAUCACAUAAUAUAAUUCUGUACACGUAAUACUUAUCCUAUUGUCGAAUAUUGUUCGCGUAUAUUAAUAAUACAAAAGAGCCUUGGUGAUAUUUAUAUGAAAACAUAGUUCCUUCAUGAAGACACCUUUGUUCCCCCGUUAAUCGACAUGGUAUCGUCGGUUGUUCUCAGCUCGCGAAUUCCUUCGUGCAUCAACUCCCUCCACCUUCUUCGUAUUCUGGACACGGCAGUGUGGUCCUCCGAUUCAUAGACGUAAUACAAAUAGACCGAGUAUGAGGUAUGAUGUCUGAACGUAGAAAGAGAACGAAGACUAGGAGUAGUUGUUAUUUUUCUCUUACGAGGAAAAAGGUGUAACCAAAAACCGCUGGCGACGACUUCGACCAAACUUAAUAAUUAAUUUAAUCGAUAGCAUUGUUUAUAGCAAAAUUUCUCAUUCUAUUCAACUGUAUUUGUUGCUCUUAUUCUCUAAUCCUUUGUUUUUCAUGUGAAACAAAAAAUUAAUAACACAAAUAAGAGAAGAAGUGAAGGUCACAUUCGGUCAAAGCGAAUCUUGGUACCUCAUAUUUUUACGUGAAUUUUACAAUUUCCAGUUCGUGAGAACAAUGUGCCGAUUACACUAGUUUACAAAGUUUCGUGCGAGAAGAUAUGAAGAUAUAUAUUUUAUUUCUAUGAUAAUUUUCUAUGAGUCCGAAAUAUUUUCGGAAUUUUGAGAUAUAAUA
Molecule: messenger RNA, 1773 nt
Organism: Cyphomyrmex costatus
Lineage: Eukaryota; Metazoa; Arthropoda; Insecta; Hymenoptera; Formicidae
Gene: Spec2
Product: CDC42 small effector protein Spec2
Exons: 4
Coding region: 271-537 (88 amino acids)
Biological process (GO): regulation of Rho protein signal transduction
Cellular component (GO): plasma membrane
Molecular function (GO): small GTPase binding
Source: RefSeq, a predicted model, not a curated record